AUGAUUCAACACAAAAUUCUACUUCUUACUUCGAAUGUUGGUUCUCUUUUUGAAAAUAAAGGAGGAUGCCGCAAAUAUUGGCUAAGUCAACUAACAAAAGAAAUAAUUUUAAAUUGUCCUUCUUUUGUUGCUUUACACCUUCAAGAGAGUGGGGGGAAGAAUUACAAAUUAAAUGCUAAGGAAAUGCCGGUACUUGUGGAUGAAUUACAAAAACGAUUGGCUUCUGAAGGUUAUGUUGUUUCGAGGUGUUUUCUUGAUAUUCAAUGUGAACUUAUUGAGGAAUUUACGGCCCUCUCUUCUCUUUUCUUCAUUCACGAAUCUGCUGUUAAACUUGUUCAACAAUUCAAUUUUAAACAACGCAAAUUUAUUCCAAUUGUUGACUCAAAAUAUUCUCAAUUAAUUUUAACUUCUGGAUUAAAUCGUUCUGGAUUUGUUAGAAAAGAAAAAUUUUCUAGAGAUUUUUGGCCGUCUUUUCGGUUUGGAAGAAAAGGAUUUUUACAUACAAGAUGGAAAUUUGAUGAAAAAAUUUUUGAUUUGAUUAAUAUUCAUUUAUUUCAUGAUGAAUCAAAUUUGAAUCUUUUAGAGAAUCCAACCCUCUACAGCAAUAACAGAAAAAAUGCUUUUAAUUAUGUUCUCCAAAAAUUUGAAAAAUUUAAUGGAGGUACAAUUGAAGGAGCUAGUAAUUUAUUCGUUUUUGGCGAUUUUAAUUUUAGAUUGGAUUUUGCUUCGUUUGUAAAGAAAUUAACAAGGCAAACAAACGACCGCCAAAUUUUGCUCUGUCCACCAAUUGUAGAACAACAAACAAAUUCAAGAAGUUCAACAACUUCAACUUCAGAUUUAUCAACUUUAGACGAAGAAGAAAUUUCUUUAUUAGAACAUUCAACAAAUUCAAAAAAUCAAUUUUUGCCUUCCUCAACAGAUCCUUCAGCUAGCAGUUCAGAAACUGAUGAAUUGAGAACUUCUUGUGAUGAUAUGGAUGAAAUAAAUGAAACAAAUUUUUGUUUAAAUACGUCUACGAGAAGAAGAAAUUCAAUUAUAGAAUAUUACAAACCUUUAAUGAGGUCGUAUCUAAGUCCUUUUGAUGCGCAAAGAGGAAAUGUUAGGUUUGUUUGUGUUUAUUUUUUAUGA
Messenger RNA from Meloidogyne enterolobii, 1128 nucleotides. Lineage: Eukaryota; Metazoa; Nematoda; Chromadorea; Rhabditida; Meloidogynidae. The record is from the annotation of a GenBank genome assembly.